Molecule: messenger RNA, 1395 nt
Organism: Lathyrus sativus (Indian pea)
Lineage: Eukaryota; Viridiplantae; Streptophyta; Magnoliopsida; Fabales; Fabaceae
Source: the annotation of a GenBank genome assembly
AUGGGAAAAAUCAAUUCCCUUUCCUUUUCAUUCCUAGCAAUAACAUGUGCUUUCUUGCUUCACUUUCAAUACAUAGUUCUUGCUCAAGAACAUGUAGCAUCUUCAGAAAGUGAAGCACUAGGCCUAACACCAGAAUCUAAAAGAGAAACACUAGAAAUCAUCAUAGGCGGCGGAGGCGGAGGCGGAGGAGGCGCGUAUUCUCCUGCUCCUGCUCCUUCCCCAGAAAAUGACUGCCCUCCACCUCCACCUCCGCCGUGUCCCCCUACCCGAAUAGAAAAAGCCCGCGCCGCACUUCUCAAAUUCAAAACACUUAUCAGUGACCCCACAAACUACACUGGCAACUGGAACAAGAACACAGAUACUUGCCAAUUCCAUGGAAUCCUUUGUGGAACAUUCCCAAUUGAUAAGCAACUAGCAGUUGCUGGAUUAGACUUCAACCAAGCAAAAUUCGCAAGUAAAGACUGUAAAACUAUACCACUCACAGGCUUCACAGGUAUAUUAGACAAAUUAGAAGAAUUAACCUUCUUCCAUGUCAAUUCUAACAAUUUCUCUAAUCAAAUCCCAGAAGUAAUCACUAGAUACCCUUAUUUCUACGAACUUGACCUCAGUAACAACAAACUUUCCGGUCCGUUUCCGAAGGAAGUUCUUCUAUCUACAAGACUAGUUUUCCUAGACCUCAGGUUUAACUUCCUCACCGGUUCCGUUCCAUCGCAGUUAUUCGAGAAAGAUCUCGACGUAAUCUUCAUCAACAACAACCAGUUUAGUCAAUGUUUACCUGCCAAUUUUGGUUCUACUCCAGCAAGGUAUCUAACUUUCGCACACAAUCAAUUCGUGGGCGAGAUUCCUAGAAGUAUCGGUAACGCUUCGAAAACUUUAACUGAAGUUCUUUUCUUACAGAAUAAAUUUGAAGGUUGUUUACCUUAUGAGAUUGGUUAUUUGAAAAAAGCUACUGUUUUUGAUGUUAGUGAAAAUCUGUUAACUGGUCCUAUUCCUGCUUCGUUUGGUUGUUUAGACAAGAUUCAGUUUCUGAAUUUGGCACAUAACAAAUUCUACGGAACUGUUCCAGAGAGUGUUUGUGUUUUACCUGGUAUACGGAAUAAUGGGAAUUUGUCUCUGUCUGAUAAUUACUUUACUGCUCUUGAACCGUCGUGUUGGAGCUUGUUAAAGUCGAAGAUAUUGGAUGUUAGUAGGAAUUGCAUUCCAGGACUUCCGAAUCAAAAAUCGAAGCAAGAGUGUUAUGCCUUUCAAUGUAAGGUGAAGCCUUGUCCGAAUCCGCAGAGUCUGAAAUAUGUGCCUUGUAAAACACAUUGGGGACAGAAACAGAACACUGCCCAGGAAAUGGCUACUGAGCCAGUUACUUAUAAGUCUCUCAAACCACAUAGGUUGAGAAUGUGA